Messenger RNA from Paramecium tetraurelia, 1557 nucleotides. RefSeq lists its product as uncharacterized. Lineage: Eukaryota; Ciliophora; Oligohymenophorea; Peniculida; Parameciidae. The transcript has a single exon. The record is from RefSeq and is a predicted model, not a curated record. Gene Ontology annotation, biological process: iron-sulfur cluster assembly. Gene Ontology annotation, molecular function: protein binding. Gene Ontology annotation, cellular component: cytosolic [4Fe-4S] assembly targeting complex.
AUGUCUGAAAAUUAUAAUGAAUUAAAGUGCAUAGAACACCAUAAUUAGGUAGUAACUACUAUUCUGAUUGAUAGAAGUCGCAACAAAAACGAGAGGUUUUUAUGUUAAGAAUGUUUUGAUAAUACACUUUAAGGUCUUAAGAGCAUAAGUAUAGUUGCUAUGUAAAAGAUCAUUGAAGAUAAAUAAAUGAAAAGGAGAGUUAUGAUAAAUGAAAUUGCUGAUUAAUAUAUUUCAAUUAUCUAAUAAUACAAUCUCAAUCUAGAAAAUUUAAAGACUAAAUUCACAUCAUCUAUUGAAAUGAUGAUAAAUACAACUUAAAAUUGGAUGAGAGAAUUGAAUUAAACAAAAUAAGAUUCUCGUAUUUACAGCUUCUGUAAUGAAUUGGAGGAUUAUAUUAGGAGUACAGAACAAUAUUUACAUACUUUUUAGUUUGAUUUUUUUGAUAAAAUUAAUUUUUCGUAGUUAACUAAAUUGAAAAUAGGAAUUAAAUAAUUAAUUGAAGCAAAUUACACACAUCAAUACAAAGUGUUAUUUUAAAAACUGAGAGAUAUUAAGGAUUAAAGAAAAUAAGUUGAAAAAUAAGAAUGGUAACUUUCUAAGGAUGGCAGUAUUAAAUUGGAGUAGAUAAGCACCCCUAUAAAGUAAGAUAAGGAUUGCUAAGCUUUGGCAUUUAAUGCUACAGGAAAUAUAUUAGUAACAAGUAAUGAUAGAGAAAUUAUAAUUUGGAAUUUUAACAGGGGUGUUAUGAGUUUUUGCUAAAAAUAAUAAUUAUCAAAUAUCAUUAAUUGCUUAGUAUUUAGUAAAUAAUUGAAUGUUUUUAUUUCUGGCUGCAUUCAAAUUAUUUGUUGGAAAGAAAAAUCAAGCAAUUUUUGGGAAAAGUCAAUAUAAUUUCAAGAAAAAGAAAAAAAUGAAAAGGAAAAUGAAAAAAAGAAUAAUGAAAUUACCUGUCUUGUUCUGAAUUCAAAGGAAGAUCAAAUCAUUUAUGGGAGCAGGAGUUAAAUUAUAAAUAUAUUGGCUGUUGACCUCCGAAUCAAUAAGUUAGAAUUUUUAUAUUUCAUCAAAAUGAGUGAGGGUGGUUGGGUUUCUGCAUUGAGUCUUAAUCCUUCAGAAAAUCUACUAUUAUCUUGUGGGUAUGGGAAUAAAAUAAUGAUAUGGAAAAAACAAAAGGAAAAUAAAUGGGUACCAAUGACUGAGCCCACUAAAUAUUAGGAUAAAUAUAAAGAAGAUCCAUGUAAAGCAAUAUUUGUGGAAGAUGACGAAUUUAUAUUAUUUGAUAGCCACAAACAAUUUUAUAGCUCAUAUAAAUAUUAUUAAAAAGACAAAAUUGUUAAACAAAAUUAUAAGCGUGAUUUUACAGAUUUAUUCCAAAGUUUAUUACUUUAAUCAUUUGACCUCAAACUAGAAAAAAACCUAUUAUUUGCCCUUUCCAAAGACUGCAUAUAUAUAUUAAGAAAAAAGAAUAAUGGAUAAUAUAAUAUUGCUUUGGAAAACCAUUACUAAACAAAUGCUAAUAUAUGGAACUUUGUCUAAUAAUGGUUAAUAUCUUGUAAUGUUUGA